Molecule: messenger RNA, 8576 nt
Organism: Betta splendens (Siamese fighting fish)
Lineage: Eukaryota; Metazoa; Chordata; Actinopteri; Anabantiformes; Osphronemidae
Gene: dlg5a
Product: discs, large homolog 5a (Drosophila)
Exons: 34
Coding region: 428-6601 (2057 amino acids)
Biological process (GO): regulation of apoptotic process
Molecular function (GO): protein binding
Source: RefSeq, a predicted model, not a curated record
UGCUGAGUCGCUCAGACAUGGCGGAGGAUACGGUGUAAGUGGGAAUCAGCAGCGGAGUUACGUGAGUUGGGUCGUCAAAGGGCGCAUUAAAUGACACACAACGGGCGGAAAAUGCGUUGGCUUCACGCGGACGGCGAGGCGCGGCAAGAAACAGCCUGAACUCCCAGCGACGAGUAAGAUGGAAAAAUGUAUCGCUGUUUAGUGCAGUCAACAGCCUUGGGCAACAAAUAUGGCUUCUUGUGCCUUUUUCAAAAUGCUAUAAAAACUGCUCUCCCGUGCAGCCUAAUGCCGCGGUGGCUCCGGCGAACUUCGGCGAGCCGCGGUAAGUUGAGUUCGAUAAUCGCUCGGUACUUUUGAUCCGCGAGGAUAUCGCGUCCGCUCGGCCGACUGGGUUAGCUGGGAAGCUACGGAACUACAGCGGGGAGCAAUGGAGCCAAAGCACAAAGAGUUGCUAGACCAGUGCCACCAGAACUUACUGGAGUCCAUAACAGAUGCGGACCGACUCAUCGAGCUGCUGAUAGUCUCUGGUACCCUGAGUCAACUCGAUAGGUUCGAACUGGACCAGAACUGCGCGUCCAGCGCGGAGAAAGUGGACCACCUCCUGAAGAUGCUGAUGAACAAGGAGAGCGACCAUUUCCUCGACCUGUGCGUGGCCCUGGAGAAGGCGUACCCCGACCUGCACGCCGCCCUGUUCGCCAGCAACGGCGGGGGACCUGUGGACCACUCCACCGGUUCCACAUACAGCGUUUUGUCCACCAUGCCCUCAGACUCUGAAAGCAGCAGCUCCCUCAGCAGUGUUGGUUCGCCUGUUAACGGUGAAGCGGCCUCCCCACCCCCAGCUAUCAACGACAACCGCCCGUCCGGCGACAACCUGGACACCAUCUUGUUCCAGCUUCGCCAGGUGACCAGAGAGAGGGACGAGCUCCGUAAGCGCCUGGCGUUGGCAUCGCCCGGGACCUCCUUCGAUGACUGCAGGCCAAAUUCCAAAGCUAGUCAUGACUAUGAGCGCCUGAAAAGUCAAUGCAUGAGGGCCAUGGCGGAUCUGCAGUCCCUCCAGAACCAGCACACCAAAACACUCAAGAGAUGUGAGGAGGCUGUGAAGGAAGCUGAUUUCUACCAUAUGCUGCACAGCCGCGUCCUCAGCGAGCAGACGCAGCUGAAGGAGGAGAUGGAGUCCGUCAGGAGGGAGAACGCCCAGCUCGUCCGAGAGCACAACCACCUCAAGCAGAACUGCGAGGAGCUCACGCGGCUGCACGGUCAGGACCAGCAGGAGCUGGCAGACCUCCGGCUGCAGCAACAGCAGGUAAUGAGAGAGAAGGGCUCAUCGGAGGUGUUGAACAAGCUGUAUGACACAGCCAUGGAUAAGCUCGAAGGUGUAAAGAAGGAGUACGACGCCCUGAGCAAGCGCUACAGCGAGAAGGUGGCCAACCACAACACGGACCUCAGCCGUCUGGAGCAGGCCGAGGAGGAGAACCGGCGGCUGCAGAAACAGAUGGAUGCGCUGCUCAAACAGCGUGACUCUGCCAUCCAGUACCAGCAGCAGUAUUCCACCUCGAUGAGGAGGUUUGACUCAAUUCAGCAGGAGCUAAACAAGUCCUCGGCUCAAAACAAGGAGUUGCAGAGAGAGAUGGAGCGCUUGCAGUCGGAGGUGACACGCUACAAGAACCUGCAGCUGAAGUCAGCCAAGGACUGCGAGAAGUACAAGGAGGAGAGGGACUCGGUGUUCAACGAGUAUCGCCUCAUCAUGAGUGAGCGGGACCAGGUGAUCAAAGAGCUGGACAAGCUGCAGACAGAGCUGGAGGCUGCCGAGGCCCGACUGAAGAACACCUCUUCAGAGAGAGUGGUGGCCAGUGAGGAGUUGGAGGCCCUUAGACAGGAGCUGAACUCGUCUCUGGUGGACCGGGACCGGGCCAUCUGCGAGAGGAACGAGCUGCUGGAGAAGUACUGCCACGAGGUGAAGGACAAAGCCGAGGCCCAGAAGGAGCUGAGCCAGGCCUGCAAGGACAUCGAGAUGGUCCGGGAGGAGAGGGACGUGGCUCGCAAAGAGAGGACGGAGGCGAUCAUUCAAAGGGAUCAGCUGCUCCGAGAGUACUAUCAAGCCAGACAGAAACAAGAUUCAGCCACGUUGGACAUGGAGCGAACCAAUAAGGAGAUUGAGAUGCUUAGGAAACAGUAUGAGGCCAUGUCUCAGGAACUGAAGGAGGCCACACAGGAGGCCGAGGUGGCCAAAUGUCGACGGGACUGGGCGUUCCAAGAGAGGGACAAAAUAGUGGCGGAGAGGGAGAGCAUAAGGACUCUGUGUGAUAACCUGAGACGGGAAAGGGACCGGGCAGUCAGCGAUCUGGCCGAUGCCCUGCGAAAUCUGGAUGACAUGAGGAAGCAGAAGAACGAUUCGUUAAGAGAGCUCAAAGAACUCAAGGAGAAGAUGGAGAGCCAGCUGGAGAAGGAGGCCCGGUUCUGUCAGCUAAUGGCCCACAGCUCUCACGACUCCGCCAUCGACACAGAUUCCCUGGAGUGGGAGACCGAGGUGGUGGAGUUUGAGAAAGACCGGGACGACAUGGAUUUGAAGGCACUUGGGUUUGAUAUUGCUGAGGGGGUAAAUGAUCCAUACUUACCAGGCGACUGUGGAAUAUUUGUUACAAGGGUGGAUAAAGGAAGUAUCGCAGAUGGAAGGUUAAGAGUGAAUGACUGGUUGCUGAAGAUUAACGACAUCGACCUGACCAACAAGGACAGGAAGCAGGUUGUGAAGGCUGUUCUUAAUGGCGGCGGCUUGAUCAACAUGGUGGUGCGGAGGAGAAAGUCGCUGGGAGGAAGGCUCGUCACUCCCGUUCAUAUCAACCUUGCAGGACACAAAGACUGUGGCAUUGGGCUGGAGAGCGGGGUGUUUGUCACUGCCGUCGCCCAGGGCAGUCCAGCAGCCAGAGAGGGUUCUCUCACCGUUGGAGACAGACUGAUCGCUAUAAAUGGCAUUGCUCUGGAUAACAAAUCUGUGACAGAAUGCGAGGCUCUGUUGAGGAGCUGCAGGGAUUCUCUUAGUCUGUCCCUCAUGAAGUUCUUCCCUCACAGUGCGUCGGGUCAGAACAUCUUUGAGAGUCUGCGGGAGUCAUCUGAGAAAUCCAAUGGGCGCAUUCACCUGUCAGAGAUUCACGCCCGGAACAGCCGCAACCUCAAACACAACAGCUCCACCCAGACCGACAUUUUCUGCCCAGAUGUUGGAAACGCCAGCACAAGUAGCAUCUCCGGGGAGAGAAGGAAGGUUAGAGGUGAAUCUGAUGACGGCUACGGCGACAUCAGUAAGCCGUUCUUCACAGGUUCCCUGCACGCAACUAGCCUUCGCCCGGCCUCUGACUUGGGCACCGGCCGCUAUGGCCCCAGUGCUUUUCAAGAGUGCUGUCCCUACACCAAGGCCCCUUCCUCCUUGCCUUUUGAGCCUGUCUCCUCAUCAGACUGCGUCACAAUGGAGACAUCCCUGGAGAAGAAGCACAGUGGGGGCACGUGGCCCAAGAUGAUGGUGGGAGGUAUAUCUGUUGCACCAGAUAACACCAGUCCGCUCACAGCUGCAGCACAGCUCUCAAUCUAUAAAUCACCAAAGCAGAGGAAAUCUAUCUUCGACCCAGACACCUUCAAGCGCCCCGAAACGCCUUCCUCUAAGCUGGAGUACAUGGCAGCCAAUCAGAUCGCUGCAGUAGCCGCCGCUGCUGCAGCAGCAGCUUCCCAUUCCCCGCAGCCAUCUAAAGCCGAGUCCCACUCCUCCUCAUCCACCCCUACGCCCACACCCCCAACCCCACCCACUCGCAGUGACUCCUUUAAGUUCAAACACAAACAUCAAAGCAGCUCUGCCUCCGACUGCACAAUCACCUCAGACGGCAAGGGGGAGGCUGUCAUCUCCAUGGCAGCAGAGCAGAGCCGGGAGAGGACGGAGCGAGAGAGGGACAGAAAUGGAAACCACUACUUCCUCGACGGCAAGGUUCUGACCUCCAGAAAGUCGUGUGACGAGGAUAUUGGCCGAACUAGAGGGGAGGAGCCAGAGGUGAAGAGGCCACGCCCUAAGUCUGCCCCAGCCCUCCGCCGCAGGAUGACGCCUCAGACCAUCACACUUCCCGCCUUCCAAAGCUACUCUAAUGACGAGCACUCGCCAGAACCCAGAGAGCUGCUGCCUUCCUCCCCGGGCCGCUCCCACAGGCACAGUGUCGGCUUCGUGCCCACGGUCUACAACGGCAUCCUACCUCCUAGCUCAGCCCACCGAGGCCUGGCUCCGUGCCCCGCUGUGACCGCCGUGAUGAGGAAUCCAGUGUACACUGUGCGUAGUCACCGUGUUCACACCAGCAACUGUCCGUCUCUCGCCUCCCAGAUUUGUCACCAGCACACCCACACCAGCCCACAGCACCAGGGUCGUCUGAGCCUGGACCUGAGCCAGCAAAAGCGCACGAGUGACUUCUCUGAAUCCUCGUCGUCACGCAGCAGCAGAGCGUCACACGGUACAAAUUCACUGCCCUCCAGCGCACGACUCGGUUCUGUCAAUAAUGUCCAAUACCGCACAGAGAGGAUCAAAAUCCCCUCCACUCCGCGCUACCCCCGCUCCAUGCUAGGUUCAGACAGAGGCUCCCUCUCACACUCCGAGUGUAGCAGUCCCAGUCUCAUCACUCCCCCACAGUCACCUCUCAAUCUGGAGACGUCUUCGUUUGCCAGCAGUCAAUCACAAGGCUCCAUUUCCACUUUGCCACGGAUCUCAGUCAGCCCUGUGCCAGUAGGCGAGCGCAGGAAAGACAGAUCUCUAUAUCGUAACCGAUCAUUUCUAAGGAUUCCUCUGGCUGCAAGGCCGAGGUUCUCCUCUCUCAGGAGCCUCAGGCCGUACCUGGAGGAACCCCGCAAUGUUAUCGUUCACAAAGGAGCAGAGCCUCUGGGAAUCUCCAUCGUCAGCGGGGAGAACGGAGGAAUCUUUGUCUCUAAAGUUACUGGUGGUAGCAUCGCCCACCAAGCAGGGCUGGAGUACGGAGACCAAUUACUGGAGUAUAAUGGCAUCAACCUGCGAAACGCUACAGAGCAGCAAGCUCGUCUCAUCAUCGGCCAGCAGUGUGACACCAUCACCAUUAUGGCCCAGUACAACCCACACAUGUACCAGCUGGGCAACCACUCUCGCUCCAGCUCACGCCUUGAGCCGGUCAGUACACAGCCGACUCCCCAGGGCAGCGGAGCCGCCACCCCUGACAAUCACUCCAACAUCGAUACGCUCAGCGAACAGGAUGAGGGCACCCUCACCCCCUCCUCCAAGCAGACAACGCCCACCACCAGCCCCCGCAGUUACAUCAGAGUUCCAACUGAGGGCAGCCGGAAGGUGGGUGAGCCGCGGCUUGUUACGGUGCACAGGCCUGGGGUGGAGGUGGGGGUCACACUCUGCGGUGGGAACCUACGGGGUGUUUACAUAGAGAGCCUGGAUGAGGACAGUCCUGCCAGAGGCCCUGAUGGGCUGCUCCCUGGGGACCUCAUCUUGGAGUAUAACUUGGUGAAUAUGAAGAAUAAAACCGCAGAAGAGGUGUACGUCGAGAUGCUGAAGCCUGCAGAAACCGUCACGCUCAAGGUGCACCAUCGGCCGGAUGACUUCACCAUGCUCAAAGACGUUCCAGGAGAUGGCUUUUAUAUUAGAGCACUUUAUGACCGGGUGGGUGAGGCUGAGGGGGACCUUAGUUUCAAGAAGGAUGACAUCAUGUACGUGGACGAGUCGUUACCAAAGGGCAGCUUUGGGAUGUGGAUGGCCUGGCAGCUAGACGAGAACGCACAACAGAUCCAGAGGGGACAGAUACCCAGCAAAUACAUGAUGGACCAAGAGUUUUACCGCAGACACAGCGUGACAGAAAUGAAGGAAGACUCGAGUAAGACUCUGUCUGCAGCAGCCCGCAGAUCCUUCUUCAGGAGGAAACAGAAGCAUAAACGCAGCAGCUCCAAAGACAGCAAAGAGAUGGUGGCUCUGGACACCAUCAGCACAGACUCCAUCCCAUUUCUUGACGACUGUGUGAGCCUGGCCUACCAGCGGGUCCAGAAGGUGGAGUGCGCUUCUCCCCGACCAGUGCUCAUACUCGGGCCGCUCACGGACCCUGUCAAGGAGAUGCUGGUCAAGGAGUCUCCUGGAAAGUUCUGUCGAUGUAUUCUGGAGGUAAUGAAGGCAUCCCAGCAAGCCAUCGAAAGAGGCGUCAAAGACUGCCUCUUCAUCGAUUACAAGCGCAGGAGCGGUCAUUUUGACGUGACAACUGUUGCCUCCAUCAAGGAAAUAACAGAUAAGGGCUGCCACUGUUUGCUCGACAUCGCCCCGCAUGCCAUUGAAAGACUCCACAGUGUUCACAUCUAUCCGAUUGUCGUGUUCGUGCGCUACAAAAACGCCAAACAGAUCAAGGAGCAGAAAGAUCCGGUUUAUCUUCGGGACAAAGUGUCCCAAAAACAUUCCAAGGAGCAAUUUGAAAGUGCACAGAAGAUAGAGCAGGACUACAGCAAAUUCUUCACAGGUAUUGUUCAAGGCGGCACCCUUCCGUACAUUUGCACUCAGAUCAUGACUAUAGUUGAUCAAGAACAGAGUAAAGUCCUGUGGACUCCGCUCGGCUGCCCCUAGAGGAGACUGGCUGCCACUACAGCAAGCUGCAGCUUCCUUCUCCACCCCCUAAACACUAAUUAACCCUCUCACACUACACCAACAGGUACACAGUAGUGAGCUAGUUGUGUAAAUUAUUGACAAUUUUAUUUUGUCUUUGUCAUGAUUUGUAAUCAGAACCUCCUUUUAUUUCUGAUGUGCUCUGGUUGGUAGCACUGGACCCUGACGUCAAAGUUCAUUCAGUCUUCCCUAAGGGUUUCUGGUGGUGUACUUGUAAUGCUGCAUUGUAAGCGUCCGUUUACCGUCAAAAGAUGAGUCUGAAUAUUGGUGUUGCUAUAUGCCCCCCCCCCCCAUGUACACAAGCCUCAACACUAAUGAAGUUCAUUCCUUUGAUUCCCUUGUGUACCAAAUGACAUUUGUGGCUCCCCUGACAAUUAUGCACCCAUUUGACAAUGACUGACAACUAAUCGUUUGUUUGUUUUGUGUGUGAGUGUGUGUGAGUGUGUGUGUGAGUGAAAGAAGGCAACGGUGAGACUGUUCACUAUUGUAAUGGCGAUUUCCUUAGAGCUGUCUGUCAGUGUGACUACGAUGCUAUAGAAAUGGAAUGCCAGGCUCACACGUCGGCCCCUCCUCGUGGUGUUCCAUCCCAGAGGCGCGAACGCCUCGAACCUCUUGAAGUAUGUAGCUGUGGUCUUACCGAACCCGACCGCCAGAAGCGACGGCCAUGAAAGCUCAAAACGCAUCGAUGUUUGCUCUAUGCAUUGUGUUUCUAUCGUAGCGGGGCGUGUGAACAGUUUAUGGGCCGUUCGGAAGUGCCUUUGGAGACGAAGCCUGGUCUGAAAGCAGCCCCCGGGUCACUUAGUCGAAACCUUGACAUAAGGUUCCUAAUGUUAAAAACCCAGCGUAUGCCAUUUCACCCACCGUUGGCUAAGUGGCCCAGAGGCUGGUUUGAGACCAGUACAGUGCAGAGCGCAUGACAAUGGUGAGGUUUUGAGGGUAGGCCGAAGCAGCGGCCAACGGGUUAACUCCUCAGAAUGCACUCCAGGGCUAGACAGACCACUGUGUAACGAUCAUUCUAUCUCUUUAAUGUAUAUUUAACAAUAAUAUAGAGUAUAACAUAUUACAGUAUGCAGAUACAUCUAAAAACAUAUAUAUAAAUAUAUAUUACAUGUAUUUUUACUAGGUCAUAUGCCUAGGUGCGUCUGGCGGUGAAGUCAUGUCUUAGCAGGUAUUUGCAUGUUAGUUUUUUUUUUUUUUUAAAGAAUUAAUUUUUGGGGUUUCUGUGGGUGCUUGUCAGUCACUUACAUGUACUCCUUAAAAGAGACACUAUGAAGAAAUUUUGCAGGGUAAUAUCUUAAAGGAUUUUCCUCUGACCUGUUUAAAUGUUAGUGACUGUUCAUUGUUAUUUAAUUGUAUUUUUUUUUUUUUAUUAAGAAGGCAAAAAAUCUCGACAAAAAUAUUCUGCCCUUCCUCGAAACCAUACCCUGUAUCGUAUUGUGCCAAACUCCACUUAGGCAACUUUAUCCUUUUAUUUCUGUUUUGCACUUGUUUCUCUGUGAACCUUCAGCAUAUAACUGUUCCUAGGUUUCCAGCGGACGAUUAAUAGGUACUCACAUUUUUAUUGUAACUAACAUUUUCAUGUAUCACGUCAGUUCCUUACAUUUCAUUAAUGGCCUUUUACUCUUAAUUAGAAAAAAAGGAUCACUUCUUAUUUGAAUUAUGAAAAAGGGAUCUAUUCUUGCACAGUUUUUCAAUAGAAAAUGUAUCCACAAGUUUGACUAUUGGGACAAUAGAGUAACCAGAUGCAAACUGUAACCUUACUAUUUUUCUGAGUAGAUAGCAAAUGGUAGCGAGUGCGGGAUACGACACGAAGCGGUCGUAUUUUUAGGAAGACACUAGAUGCCAGGUACUGAUUGAACUUUUCUUUUAUUAAAAAGAAUGUGAUUUGUAUGUUGAGACAUUCACAUGAGAAUAAAAGUCGUUUUCUGUAUCACAA